AUGAAAGAUCGGACAUCCUAUCGAGUGGCUUUUGGACGACGUCUCCGCGAAUUCGAUUCAAUUCGGAAAGAGAUCGCGCUGUCACGAUGCGAAGUCGAGCAGGCGCGACUACUUGUUCUGAAGGCGGCGCAGAUGAUCGACACGCGAGGAGCCAAGGUUCACCUCGAGACCAUAGCAAAGCACGAGUUCAAAAGUCGGCUCUGA
Molecule: messenger RNA, 204 nt
Organism: Ostertagia ostertagi
Lineage: Eukaryota; Metazoa; Nematoda; Chromadorea; Rhabditida; Trichostrongylidae
Source: the annotation of a GenBank genome assembly